Drosophila innubila is the source of this 1558-nucleotide messenger RNA. RefSeq names its product phenoloxidase-activating factor 2-like. The record is from RefSeq and is a predicted model, not a curated record. The transcript is spliced from 2 exons. Gene Ontology annotation, biological process: proteolysis. Lineage: Eukaryota; Metazoa; Arthropoda; Insecta; Diptera; Drosophilidae. Bases 10 to 1515 code for a protein of 501 amino acids. Gene Ontology annotation, molecular function: serine-type endopeptidase activity.
ACUACAAAGAUGUGGAUAAUCUGGAGCCUUCCUGCUGCAUUAGUGCUUCUUACUAGCUGCAUAUCGGCACUUCCUCAGGUGACUGAUAAUUUUGAUGGCUCAGAUGUGAACAUACUUGAGAAUGCGGUUAGUCAAACUGACCCUAGAUCAAAGUCAUUCGAGUCUGAUCUACCUCAGGUGUCUAAAAAUUUUAAUGGUUCUGAUAUUGUGAGCUUACUUGAGGAAAUAAUGAGUCCAAAAGACUCGUACGAUGAUAGGUCAAAGGCUUUCAAGAGUGAUCUACCACAAAACUUUGUAGCUGAGUUGAAUAAUUUGCGAAGGAAUAUUACAGCUGCAUUAUCGGCAAUAAAUCAGCAAGGUGAGAUAUUGAAGGGCUUAAUCGAUGGCAUGUUGAAACAAAUUGAACCAGCUGAAACCAUAACCCCGUCAACUACCACGUCAAAACCGGAAACAAACAUCGUCACGAAGUCCUGCGGUAUUGACAAAGUUUGCGUUAAGAAAGGACAGUGUGAAUCGGAUGACAAAGACAUAAAUGGGAAUUACAAAAUUCAAUUCCGAUCAGCUCAAAACGAUAAUCCUUGUCAUUAUCUGGAAACCUGCUGCCAUAUAGACGACAGGAUCGAAGAGUCCACUAGCCCCGAUGGCGACGAUGAUGACGACGAAAUUCCAGAAUGUGGCCAGCAACAUAGCCGAGGCAAAGGAAUGACCUUGGCCGCAACUCCAAAUAAGGAAGCAGAAUUCGGUGAAUACCCGUGGAUGGUGGCAAUAAUGCUAGCAUCCGACGAGGAACCAGAGUAUAUCGGUGGGGGCUCAAUACUAGCUCCAAAUGUUGUCUUAACGUCGGCCCAUAAGGUCCAAAAAUGCAACCCCGAUGAGCUGGUGAUCAGAGCUGGAGAUUGGGAUCUGAAGACUAAUCUGGAAAUAUAUCCACAUGUGGAUCGCUCCGUCAAGCAAAUGAUUUUGCAUGAUCGUUUCUCCAGAGAUUCCAGGCAAUACAAUAUUGCCCUACUCGUUCUCACAAUGAGCUUCAGCUCCAAUCCACACAUCGCGCCCAUCUGCCUGCCGAGUUCCAGCGAUAGCUUCCACUACUCAGACUGCAUUGUCACGGGAUGGGGUAAAAGGAGUCAGAACAGCUCUGAUUAUCCACAUAUCCUCAAGGAAAUUACUGUGCCUUUCCUACCCCGAAAGACGUGCAAUGAUCAGCUGCGAAAACCUCUUGGCUCGAAUUUCGUCCUUGACGAGACUUCCGUUUGCGCGGGCGGAGAGAGGGGCGUUGAUAGCUGCCUAGGCGAUGGGGGAUCUCCACUCGUCUGCCCGAUAAAAGGUCAUCCCAAUCGUUACUAUCAAGUUGGCAUUGUUGCCUGGGGUCUCGGCUGCGGAAAGGAGAAUGUUCCAGCUGUAUAUACCAAUGUUCCCUAUCUGUAUCCCUGGAUUAUCCAAGAGCUCAAAAAACUAAAUGUUGAUAGCCGAUACUACACCUUAAAUAAUGUACCAAAAAUUAUCCGAUCAUUUUAAUAUGUCAUAAUAUAUCAAGUAUUGGCUUUUUUUAUUGAUUUCA